Molecule: messenger RNA, 312 nt
Organism: Cooperia oncophora
Lineage: Eukaryota; Metazoa; Nematoda; Chromadorea; Rhabditida; Trichostrongylidae
Source: the annotation of a GenBank genome assembly
CCAUCAUUUCCUGUUCCGCAUAUUCAUUCCCAAGUCAACCAUUGCAGCGUUGUGCUCAAUUAUCGAUUCGUAUUCCAUUUUUUUGAAAAUUAUUCGGAAUUGGUUUACCUUUUUCAGCACGCAAUAUCGUUGCCGCUAUUCUCAUUGAUGGGAGCAGAUAUUAUGGCUGCUGCGAUGAAGUUCAAUAAGAGCGCUCCAUUUGAAGUCGCUGGCGUCACGAUUCCUGUGCCUUCACUAUGGAUGAAUCUCUUCUUCAGCUGCGUUUUACAGUAUGUUGUAGUAGAAAAUCACAAAGGAUACCCUGUAUUUUAA